Molecule: messenger RNA, 390 nt
Organism: Laccaria bicolor S238N-H82
Lineage: Eukaryota; Fungi; Basidiomycota; Agaricomycetes; Agaricales; Hydnangiaceae
Exons: 2
Coding region: 1-279 (92 amino acids)
Source: RefSeq, a predicted model, not a curated record
AUGGAUCUGGAAUUGAGGGAGGAGGAGGGAGCUAUCAUUCUUUCUCUAAAGGUACGUACGUCUGCGUGCACCACUGUGCCCAUUUGCCGUGGAGAAGCGUUAAAUAAUACAUUUAGGAGUAGAUAUGUGAGUUGCGCUUGGACAAAAACAAUACACUGCGAAUGGAGGAAGUUAGGGAGUGUUCUGGAAAUUCAGAGGUACAGGCUUGGUGGGGUCCUGAAGGGGGCUCUUACACGUAGGAUUGUCAGCCUUACCAAGGUGUUUCAAGCGAGAUCCUGAAAUUAGAAUCAUGGGAGUCGAAAUGUGGCAAAAUUAUUGACUCCGAGUAGCUUGCAUCACGGCUGCCUCAAUAAGUGGUGUAUAAAAAAUUCCAAUAGUUGUAAUACAUAA